Acaulospora morrowiae is the source of this 269-nucleotide messenger RNA. NCBI's taxonomy places the organism in Eukaryota, Fungi, Glomeromycota, Glomeromycetes, Diversisporales, Acaulosporaceae. The record is from the annotation of a GenBank genome assembly.
AUGGAAGAACUUUCAGCAACUCAAGAUGUUCAAAUGACAGAAAACUCUGAGACUUUACUAGAAACGUACAUUGUUGGCGCUGCCACUAACCAGGUAACCGACGCGAUUUUAAAUGAAUCACUGGGAGAGCACGACCAUUUUUAUCCACAGCCUACACCUGAUACAAGUGGACAAGAAAUCUUGUUAACUCUCUUAACAGGCUCUUUGCCCUCACAACAAAAAGUUCUGGUGAAUAAAGAAUGGAGCAAAGAUUAUCUUAAUCGCCUGAC